Molecule: messenger RNA, 2747 nt
Organism: Vanessa atalanta (red admiral)
Lineage: Eukaryota; Metazoa; Arthropoda; Insecta; Lepidoptera; Nymphalidae
Product: CLIP domain-containing serine protease 14D-like
Exons: 7
Coding region: 116-1309 (397 amino acids)
Biological process (GO): proteolysis
Molecular function (GO): serine-type endopeptidase activity
Source: RefSeq, a predicted model, not a curated record
CAAUCAGGUCGUCAUUGAAUACGCAGUGCAGUGUAUGAGUAAAACGAACUGAGUACAGUGGUGUUAUGUGGAAAAAGCUACAACAUAACAAAAUAUUUCGUGAACACAAAAAAAUAUGAAAUCAUACUACACAAUGGACAAAAUUAUAUUGACCUCUUCGUAUUUUCUAGUCUUACUAAUCACAGGAUUCUGCCAAAAUAUUGAAGUUGGUGAACCUUGCGAAACAAAAAUCUAUAACGGAACAUGUGUUUUAUUACAAAACUGCAAUUCAGCUAUGGCUUUGGUACAGAUCAAAGAUAUCAAAACCUUAAGGAUCUUAUUAUGUGGAUUCAGUGACAAACAACCCAAGGUUUGCUGUCCUGCAUCAGGAAAUACUAUAACAUUCAAUAAUAAAACCGAUGAAACUGCGACAAGUAGACCUAAUAAGCCUGAAACGAAAUUGGACGAAUUGACAACGAAGAUUCCAGAAACAUAUUCAGAUCCAUUUCCAGAUCGAAAAGUUUGUGGUCAAGUGAAAGCGACUGAUAGAAUCGUUGGUGGAACUAUCACUGAUCUUGAUGAGUUUCCUUGGUUAGCCCGCAUCAGUUACUCAAGUGUUAUAGAAAACAAAUUAAUUUUCGCUUGUUUAGCAUCGCUUAUUACGGAUCGUUAUCUUGUAACUGCUGCUCAUUGCGUCCAAAGUGGCAAACCGUUGAUUCCGGUAAGCGUACGUUUAGGUGAAUGGGACGAACAAACGGAUAAAGAUUGUAACGAUGAUUAUUGUAACGAUUCUCCACCGGUUGAUAUCAAAAUAAGUAAAAUCAUCUCUCAUCCAAACUUCAACAUAAAUAAUGUAACGCAUGAUGACAUAGCUUUGAUACAAUUAGAGAAACCAGUCAAAUUUACAAAUUUUAUUCAGCCAGUAUGUUUACCUACUACCGAAUAUAUCAUGAUGCAAGACUAUGUGCAUGAAAGCUCUUACUGGGUAGCAGGCUGGGGUCUGACAGAAUUCGGAUCCACAUCGCCUAUUAAACGUAAAGUGAAGUUGGAAGCUGUACCCUCAAAUACAUGUAAGGGAAUAUUAAAAAGCUUCCCAGAAACAUCAUUUUCAAAUUUGAUAUGUGCUGGUGGUAGACAGGGAAUAGACAGCUGUAAAGGUGAUUCAGGUGGACCACUAGUUAGAGAAGUUAUGGAAAAUUACCAAAGCAAUUGGUACCUAUUUGGAAUUACUAGUGUUGGUGCCACCAAAUGUGGUACUGAAGGUAUACCUGGAGUGUACACGAGGGUCAUCAGAUACAUGGAUUGGAUAAGAGAAAUUGUUGCUACUUGAGUACAAAAUAAAGUGUCAAGCGAGUUGACAAAGAUUUAUAACAAAGAUAUAUAGAUAAUGACAGGAGUAACAAUAUAGAAACUACUUUGACCUCAAAUUGACAUGCUAUUAUUGAGAUAGAUAUAUUUGUGGUAUUGAAUAUAUACAUAUAUAUUCAAUGAUUUUUUAAAUUUGGGUGAAGUUUUUGAAACUGGAAGUGAAAUUAAAGUGGUUUAAAGUUUUUAAGUGAAAUAGUGUUGUAUUUAAAAUAAUAAUAUAUUAAUCAAGAACUUUUGCAGUGCAUAUAGCAAAUCAUAUUCAAAAUAUGUAAACUAAAGUUUGUUAUCUUUACUCCUAUCAUUUGAAUAUAGUAUAUAUAUUACUAAUUUGAGUCCUAUUAGAUGUAGAAGUGACGUAUGAUAAAAUCGAAAUUGACACUUGAAAAUUAUUUCAUUUGAAAUAGGGUAUUCUAGUAAGUUUGAAAAAGUACUUCGAAAUGUUGAUUUUCCUAAUAAAAAACCACAAAAAAAAGAUUUCGACAAAAUAAACACCUUUCUUGCCAUAAAAUUAAAUUAAAUUUUAAACCGAAAAAUUGCUGUCAGUGAUUUUAGUGACGUCAUAUUGAUAAAAACAACAGUCGUGUAUGUAGGACCGGCACUCAUUCAACGUUAACAGUUGUAUAUAUGUGGUGUUUAUUGGGAUAAUAAUGAAUUACAAUCGUUAUCUUAGCAAUUAUUUGUACAAUUACUAGCAUGAAAACUCCAGUUAUUUAUCAAUGAUAUUGGAAUGAGGAAUGUUUGGUUGGAACACGAAAAACGAGAUCCUUAUCAACUAAACGUCUUUGUAUUUAUGUGAGGAUCCUAUCAAUAUAAGUAAAACCCCCUAAUUAAAUCUAAUAAUACUUUGCCUUUUUCGUAUAUAUAAAUUUGAUGGUAACAUAAUUUACUGUGAAAGUUGAUGGAUAUGUUUUACCUAGAUGUUUACACUGAACUGACAGUUUUUGCCUAUAUGACGUCUCACCAUGGCGGCUCGUGUUUAAGAUCACGUGAUAUACAGAUUAAAAAUGACGCAUUUUAAUUAUAAUAUACUAAAACUAAUGUGCUUUUAUGAUUCAAAAUCGGAAUAUUUAAGUAUAUUUCUAAAUGCAUUUUAAUUUUUAUCAAAUUUCAUAAUUUAUUUUCACUACCGAAAGUACCCUAUUAUAUGAACAAUGUUUGUGUAAAAUAAGACCAUAUUGCAAUUAUUUCGAUAAUAUCUGGAAGGGAACAGUGAUGUCAAUAGUUGGUGUCGAUGGUGGACAUAUAAAGUCAUUGAACAGUAUUAUAUAGGUUAAGUUAGGUUAAUGUAUAAAUUAUAACUUUAAGCCAUUUUAUGUAAGAUAUAAAUAUAAAAAUAAUUAAAAAGUUACCAUGGCAAUAAUAGUUCUUCUGUACAUUAUAUAAUACAUUGUUUUAUAAAA